Messenger RNA from Parasteatoda tepidariorum (common house spider), 2972 nucleotides. It is a transcript of the gene PIG-B, whose product is annotated as phosphatidylinositol glycan anchor biosynthesis class B. The record is from RefSeq and is a predicted model, not a curated record. Gene Ontology annotation, biological process: GPI anchor biosynthetic process. Gene Ontology annotation, molecular function: alpha-1,2-mannosyltransferase activity. Lineage: Eukaryota; Metazoa; Arthropoda; Arachnida; Araneae; Theridiidae. Gene Ontology annotation, cellular component: endoplasmic reticulum membrane.
AAGUUGCGUUUUUAAAUUUUGAUACAUAGCAUUCUAUUCUAUUUGUACUUAAACCCAUUCAGUUUAUUCCGAUUGAUCGGCUUGAGAAAAUAUCUACAUUAUGUUUUUCUUCUUUAACAAAUCAAAACAAAUAAAAAUUCUGCUAUUUCAUAUGCUUUAAUUUACAUUACAAAACAAUGAAAAAGUUUAACAAUAAUAACCUCAUGUUUAUUAUGAUUUUAGCAAUAAGAUUAUUAAGUGUCUAUAUUGUUCAAACAUUUUUUGUUCCUGAUGAAUUUUGGCAGUCCUUAGAAGUUUCUCACAAAUUGACUUUUGGCUAUGGAUAUUGGACUUGGGAAUGGCAGAAAAAAAUUAGAAGCUCUGUGUAUCCUAUUCUCAUCAGUAUUUUCUACUCAAUCUUGCCUGAUUUUAAGACUGUUAUAAUUCAUUUUCCCCGUAUUCUCCAGGCUCUUUUGUCUGCAUUGGGUGAUUACUAUACUUUCAAAUUAGCAUCAAAGUUGUUUGGUUGUCACUGUGGUCAAUGGACCGUCUUUAAUAUAUGUUCAUCCUGGUUUUUAUUCUAUUGCUCUCCAAGAACACUGACUAAUAUGGCAGAGACUUCUUUUACUGCAAUUGGAUUAUACUUAUAUCCCUGGAAAAUGAAACCAAACAAAAAAACAAGCUGUAAAUAUUUAUGGUUUACUGGUGCAAGUAUAUUAAUGAGACCAACUGCUAUUGUGAUGUGGAUUGCAUUAUAUGCAUACCAUGUUUGGAGAGAAAAAUAUAUUUACCACUUAUUCAAGAAUACUUUUAUCUCUGGGACCAUUUUGUUUAGUUUUCUGAUUAUAUGUGACAGAUGGUGUUAUAAUCAGUGGACAGUAACUUUGUAUAAUUUUUUCUUGUUCAACUGGAGCAAAGAUAUUGGAAUUUUUUAUGGUAGUCAUCACUUCCUAUGGCUCUUAGUUGUUGGACUACCAGUAGUUUUGACCACUCUCAUCAUACCGUUCGUACUAGGUCUUACUAUACGGAAGUUGAGACCCUUCUACAUUUUAGUUCUAUGGUUCAUCUUGAUAUUCAGUAUUCCUAGUCACAAGGAGUUUCGUUUUUUACUACCAGUGAUGCCAGUAUGCAUGAUCAUAACCGGUGUAGUAAUGACUGAAAUUGCCAAUGAAAAAGUGCAACUUUAUAGACUAAAAAUUAGCAAAAAUUUGAGCUCAUAUUUGGCAUUUUCUUCCAUUUUAUGUAAUGCCCCCUUGUCUAUAUAUAUGAGUGUCUUUCAUCAAAGAGGGACCAUGGAUUUGAUGCACCAUAUUUCCCAUAUUGCAACAGAUGACUCAAAAAUACUGUUUCUAAUGCCUUGUCACUCAACACCAUAUUACAGCCAUGUUCACAAAAACAUUAGUAUGAAGUUUCUGACUUGUGAACCAAAUUUUGAAGAUUCUGUGAAUUACAAGGAUGAAGCUGAUGAGUUCUUCCAAGAUCCUAGUAAAUGGCUGACUUCGUUUUAUGAAUUAGAUUCGAAAAAAAUAUAUCCAUCACACAUUGCUAUGUUUGAUUCAUUGUAUGAUCAAGUGUCCAUAUUUCUUGAGAGACAUCGUUAUUAUUUGUGUUUUAGGACGUUCCAUUCACAUAUUACAGAAAAUAAGAGAGGAAAAUAUGUUCUUUUGUAUUGUAAAAGUUAAUUGCAGUAAGGAAACUUAUGUACAUAUAUUUGUAUUUUAUGAUGCUUUAUUCAAGUUUGUAACCUCAUAUUGUCUAAGUAAUUAGAAUAUAAUUUUUUUCUUUUCUUAUUACAUCUAUUUUUUAAUCAUAAUACUAUUAUUAGUAAGGAUAAAAUGUGACAUAAUUCCUUCAAAAGUAAACAAAAAGUCUUUUUCCUUUUCCUUAAAAUAUGUUUUAGCACUGAAAAACUUAUUUAAAACAUUGUAUACAUAUAUUAUUAAAACUCUGUGCUAUGGAUUUAAUAUAUUGUAUUUAUGUAUUUAUAAUUCUAUAGUGUUUAAGAUUCACUUAAAACUGGUACAAAUGUUAUCCAUACCUUUUUCCUUAUAUAUGUCAUUGGCUUACAAGGGAAGCACAUCCAGUAUAUUCCAAUUUUGAGUUGUUUUUUUUAAUGUUAAAAAUGAUAUAAUUUUUAAAAAGGUAAAACUCAUUAAAUGAUAUUCUUAUUAAAUACAAAUUUGUUAUUAAUAUUAUCAUAACAUUAUUGUUAUUUGAUCUAUAAAUAUCCCGAAACUAAAAUCAAUUGGUUUUUGAAAUGACACUUAAAAAACUUGUCAAAAUUUGACAAAAAUUGUCAAAUACCUGGAGCAAGUUUCUCUCCUAUUAUUGGGAACAUUUUAUUAUAAAUCAAGCUGCAUAACUAUUUAAAUUGUGCUCAAUACUUGUGUUGUAAUUAUUGCCAUUAUUGUGGUUCUUUUUUAUUUAUCAUUUACAAAAAAAUAACUGCUUAAAAAAAUAAAUGAUAAAUAAAUUAACUCUUUUAUUUAAAACAAAAUGCAUUGUACUAUUGAAAUCUUAAAGAUCGUCAUUAUUUUAUAUAUUACAGUAAAACUAUUAUUAUUCAGUUCAGCUGUCGCUUAGCCAAGCAAUGUUAACCGACAAUGUGAAACUUGUUACACUAAACUUAUUAAUAAAGACAACUGUGAUUUUGUAACACAUUCUAAAAGCGUUUGUUCAAACCCUUGAAUCGCAAGUGAUGUUUUGAAAUCAAAUAGUGUUAAUGUCAACACAUUAAAUUCCAUUUGGGACAAAAUUGAAGAUUUAUUACAAUUUCCUUUCUUGGGGUGAUAAACACAGUUUCACGAAAUCUGUCAUAAAUUUUAUUCUAACGACAAGGAUGCAUUUCAUUUGUAAUAAAGCUAACAAGAUUGAAAUGUUCAAUUUCAACAAAACAAAUUGAUAAAGAAAAUUAUCUAAACUAUAAAAUGUUGUAUGCAAAUUUGAUAAAUAAUUUUAUUUAUUUUUUUUUAAAAAUAAAAGAUUUGAUGUGA